This is a messenger RNA of Oncorhynchus gorbuscha (pink salmon), 523 nucleotides long. Its product is annotated as diamine acetyltransferase 1-like. The record is from RefSeq and is a predicted model, not a curated record. NCBI's taxonomy places the organism in Eukaryota, Metazoa, Chordata, Actinopteri, Salmoniformes, Salmonidae. Bases 1 to 315 code for a protein of 104 amino acids. The transcript has a single exon. Gene Ontology annotation, molecular function: N-acetyltransferase activity.
AUGGUAAUUGGCUUUGCCAUGUACUACUUCACCUAUGACCCCUGGAUCGGCAAGCUGCUUUACCUGGAAGAUUUCUUCGUCAUGAAAGAGUACAGGGGGUUUGGUAUCGGCUCAGAGAUCCUCAAGCUCCUCAGUCAUACGGCGGUCAAGUCUCGCUGCAGCAGCAUGCACUUCAUCGUCGCCGAGGGCAACCAGGCGUCGAUAGAGUUCUACAAGCGUCGUGGCGCCGCCGACCUCUCUCUGGAGGAGGGAUGGAGACUCUUCAAGAUCGACAAGAGCUCCCUCCUCAAGAUGUCAUCCGGCCCCGAAGAGUGAGCUGGCCCAGAGACACAGAAAGAUGGGGAUUGGAAUGAGAGACUUGGGGUCGAUUUCAAUUCAGUUAAUUAUUUGCCUGUCUCUCACUUCAGCAGUGGGGUGUGUGACUACUGACAAAAUAUUAUUAUUAGUAAAAAGGGGCAUUAAACAUUACUAAUCACUUAAUUUAGGGUUCAUGAAUACUUUUGUUUUAAUAGAUCAAGUAUUU